GCUUCGAUCGUUGCCAAGAGGAAGCGGAAAUAAAUCUUCCGAAGCCGCAGAUUUCUGCCACUGUCUAAAGAUUUUUUGUUUGUUUGUUUACAUUUUUAGAGCUAUAAUAAGAAACUAUAAAACAUUUGCAGGUGUUGACUCCUGCAGGCGUGUGUACGGUGUACUACGGCUGACCACUAGCGCUCAUCCCGCUGCACAAGGGAGGAGUGACACAAACACAAUGGGAGGACAGAAGAAGCACUGAUAACGCCGCUGUACAUCUGUGCCUUUAAACAAGCCUCCUACUGAAGCGGCACUAAUGUGGAACUGGUAUUUUAAGUGCAGGCCGGUGAUGCAGUGAGAAUCGAUUGGCACUGUGAUAAAUGCAUCUGAAUCUGCAGUAGGGCAUUAGUAGUGUAUUGUCUUAAGAUUUCAGUUCUGUCCUUACAAUGGAUUUCCCUUUCGACCUGAAUGCGCUUUUCCCCGAGAGAAUUACUGUGCUGGAUAACAACUUGAGUGCAGGUCGGAAAGCGCACGGGAGACCAGAUCCUCUUCUUCACAUCAGCACAGUUAUAGAUGAGCUGGGCAAAGCCUCCUCUAAGGCCCAGCAGCUGCCUGCUCCUAUAACCAGUGCUGCAAAGCUCCAGGCCAACAGACACCAUCUCUACCUCCUGAAAGAUGGAGAACAGAACGGCAGGAGGGGUGUUAUCGUUGGAUUUCUGAAGGUUGGCUACAAGAAGCUGUUUUUACUUGACCAACGGGGGGCGCAUUUGGAAACCGAGCCUUUAUGUGUGCUGGAUUUCUAUGUGACAGAGACGCUGCAGAGACAUGGCUAUGGUCUCGAGCUCUUUGACUUCAUGCUGAAACACAAACGGGUGGAGCCUGAACAGAUGGCGUACGAUAGACCUUCUCCUAAAUUCCUGUCAUUUCUAGAAAAGCACUAUGAUCUCAAGAACAGUGUGCCUCAGGUGAAUAACUUUGUGGUGUUCAGUGGAUUCUUCCCGAGUAGAUCAGGAACACCUCCCUCCCCUUCGACGGAUCAGGGGAUGUACGGCUUUUUCGGUCCAAUUGAGAAAAGUUCCCCCAAAAAAGCCAGAGGGAGAGAUCAAACCGUAUUCACUAAUGGAAAGAGAAGUGGUUCGGGAGGAGCAGAGGGCUCUCCCCUGGCCGUUCGUUCGCCCCGCGGGUCCCCCCCACUCUCCCCCUCUGCUUCCGUCAUCUCCUCAAUCCCGUUCACUCAGUGUGGGAUCCUCCCCCAGCCGGGCCCCGCUCCGCCCCGCCGCGGCCCCCGGGACCCCCUCUUCCCAGCUCAACGACAGCUGCAGGGCAAAGCGCACCAGCCAUCAGGGUCUGGUUGCCAGGAGCAACCUCUACAGUCGCCAUAUCAACAGCCGAGACCUCGGGCAAUUAUUGGCAGAACAGCAGAACCCCUUGAAGCUUCCAGCUGUCGUGUGUGCUCCUCAGGGCUGAAAGCAGAGCUCUGUGAGAGAGUGUGUGACACAGGGGCAAACGCAGAUGCAGUGGAACACAAACACACUUCAGAAAGCCCGCAUCUUCAAGGCCAGGUUGUGUCUCUCCCGACAAUUGCCACCGCCAAGAAAGAUCAUGUUCAGGAGCAGACCUCCAUAACACCCCUGGACCGCAAAGAAGAGCUGCCUACCAAAGUGUCUCAGAACAGAGCAGAGGACUGGAGGAAAGGUGGAGCUGCUGAGAUGGAGAGGGGCGGAGGGAGAGGCGGAUGGUCGUGGACGGUUGGGGAGAGCCGCUGUACGGCCCAGUGGGUCCGACAGAAACAAGAGUAUCGCAGCACGCGGCCCUGGUGACGGAAGAUGUUAAAGGGCUGAAUUUGUUGGACGACUGGCUGUACUGCUCACAGGCCGUGUAGAACUGCAGGUUUUCCUCACUGAACUCGGAUCGCAGGAACGCUUCAAAGACUGUGGAGCCCACUGAAGAGAAGACGGAUUGCGAGACUCUGAAGUGAGAAAAUAGAAGUCGGACGGGGACAGGACUCUGGAGUUACAACAUACUGCUGUUCCCACAUUUCAACCAGUCCAGACACCAAAACAAAGGAUGUUACACACUGGGUGUCAACAUUUUUAGAAAUGUUGCCAUGUUGCUUUCAGAAAUGUUGUAAUAUGGAAAAUUCAUGUAAUAGCAAUUCAAUAUACUGAAUCUUACGGCUUUGAUAAAUUAAAAAAAAUAAAAUAAAUAAAUAAUACAACUAAAUAAAUUCUACAAUAAACUGAAUAUCAAUUCAACAGAUUACAUGAAAUGUAUGAUUACGGUAUAAUUUAAAGUUUUAUCAUUUAAGAGGUAUCACAGCAUUAACAUUUUCAAAGCUAGAAAAUAAUAAUUACAAAAUAUACAUUUCUAAUAGAUCUCUCUCUGAAGAACAUAGGAUUUAUGUUUUUUUCCCCAUUAAACAAUACCCUAUUCAAAGAAAGCACCUAUUAUGUAUACACAGUGGGUACGGAAAGUAUUCAGACUCCCUUAAAUUUUUCACCC
Messenger RNA from Onychostoma macrolepis, 2484 nucleotides. RefSeq names its product alpha tubulin acetyltransferase 1 (gene atat1). Gene Ontology annotation, biological process: alpha-tubulin acetylation. Gene Ontology annotation, cellular component: microtubule. The record is from RefSeq and is a predicted model, not a curated record. NCBI's taxonomy places the organism in Eukaryota, Metazoa, Chordata, Actinopteri, Cypriniformes, Cyprinidae. Gene Ontology annotation, molecular function: tubulin N-acetyltransferase activity.